UCUUCAACCUCGAAAAGAAAAUGAUGGUUUCACAACCAUGUUAAUCAUUGGUUAAUACAUCACGAUUCUAGAUCAGGAAGACUAUCAGAAUAUGAACUGUAAAUUAUAGCACAUCAGUGUCUGAAGGAAAUCCCACAAGAAAUGAGAUUUCCUUCUGAUUUACUCCACUUCAAUAAGGUGGUCACCAGUCACGUCAAACAAAUUGAGCGGAAGAAGGGACACAAAUACAAGUUUUCUACUUACAGCAAGUAUAACAUAUGCUGAUCUGGCUGCGGGGUAAAGAUGUAACAGUAAAGCUCCGAUUAAAUAUUUGAUUUUGACAAAAGGGAACAAAGACAGAGAUAUCCUCCAAGGCAGAAGAGGUAUAAUGGCACACGUUAUGAAAGAUUAUUGGCUACUAGACUCCUCAGUGCAAGACAUGGUCAUAGAAGCUCUAUGCCUCAAUCUAGCAGCGCUAUAUAUAUUCCACCACAUGCAUUCUUCUACACAAUUGUCUGAAACUUGGGAAGAAAAAGAAUGAAAGGAUACUUCUUUUACUCUUACUUCUGUCCUCAAGGUACACAUAAAUACUAGAAUUACCUGUCACAACAUGAGUGAUCAAAUGAUGAAGCAAAGAGAGUGGUCUCCAGAAACACCAGAUGCAAAGUCUGAAACUUUAGCCUGCUCCCAGCCAUCCCAUCAAGCUCCAAAAAAGAAGAAGACCAGCAGCAACAAGAGCAAGAGGAGAUUCAGUGAUGAACAGAUUAGGUUGCUAGAGUCGAUCUUCGAAUCAGACACAAAGCUUGAACCAAGGAAGAAGAUGCAGCUGGCUAGAGAACUCGGGCUUCAACCUCGCCAGGUUGCUAUAUGGUUCCAGAACAAGAGAGCUCGGUGGAAGUCAAAGCAGAUUGAGAAAGACUACAACAUGCUCAAGGCUAACUAUGACAGCCUUGCAUCUAGUUUCGAGUCUUUACAGGAUGAGAGGCAGACCUUGCUCUUACAGUUGCAGACUCUAAACGCACUGGUGGAGAAAACAUGGGAGGGAGAUGAUAACUGCAAGGGCUUGGAAGGAAGUCGCCAAGUCGCGGUAGCUUCAGAAGACAGAAACAUGUUUGAGCCUCAACCUGCACAGCAAGGAGUAGAGAACAAAGUAUUCAUAAGUUCACAAAGCUCACAAUUUGAUAAGACCAGAGGUUUUCUGCACCCGGGGUAUGAUGGGUACCAGCAGCUCGUCGACAAGGUUCAAGCUACAGAAGGUUCAUUACCACCAGGUUGUCAAUUUGACGUGUCUAAUGGAAGUUCACAAUGGUUCAACUUCUGGUGUUGAACGGCAAAACCCCAAGGAAAAUGCCUGAAGUUUGGUGGUUUUGAUUUGCUAGUAGUAGCUAAGAUUGGUUAGAGCAAGAACAUCAUGGUAUUGAAUGCAGCAGGGGGAUGAGCACUAAUUUGACAAAAAAAUAUUGACUGUGACAUCAUGCAGGAUGGCGAUUUAGGAAAUUUAAGAUGUAAAGUACAAGUUACAAAUACCCCAUAGCUGAAAUUGCAUUUAGAUUUCAAAAUUCUAAUGGUGUGUAAGUCAUAGCAUUGCAACAAAUGCAUAUGGAGGAAGAAUGUUGGUUUGGAAUUGUAUGAAAAAGCAGACAAGACUGCAAUCUGCAGCAUAAUGAGAUGAAACUAUGAACCAUGGGAAGACAAUCCAAACAGCUAUAGUAUUAGGCUAUUAGAGAAAAGAAAUUAUAAGGUAUCAACUUUCGACAGUCUUAUCAGUAACGUAUAAGGAUAGCUUGCAAGGUUUGAUAACAUAAGAAGAUUUUCUGAGUCUUCAGCCAUAGACAAUUAAACUCAAAGUCUGCAAAAUGGAACUUAAAGGCAAGAUUAGAAUGUCUUGAAGAACGGGGACAACGUAUCAACUUUCUCUUUGGUAACCCUUCGGGUCAGCAAAGCAAGCGUUGCCCUGAAAUUACCAAGGCUCAUAACUCGGCUCUCAGGUCAAAGGGACAAUUACGCAAACACUUGGUGGGCAAAGAGAGUUUACGCUAAUCCCAACCAUUCCGCUUCGCUGUAAGACUAUUCCCUGAUAUAUAAAAAAAACUCCCACCAAUCCGACGAAGCUGCCCUUAUUUCAAGGGAUUAUCCCCUCAACUGCUCACAACAAGACUCUGCAAUUUCCACAUACUGUCCCAGGAGAAAAAACCACAGCUUUCUUCCUUCCAUGUAGUAAAAAAAUCGGCUAAUCAACGGGAACGGAGAAUUUUGAUCCGUUUGUCAAGAAAAAGUUCUGUCUAUAUCUAACAUCCAUCCGACAGUUUGGCCGAGUGGUCUAAGGCGCCAGAUUUAGGCUCUGGUCCGAAAGGGCGUGGGUUCAAAUCCCACAGCUGUCAUACUUUUUCCUCGCCAUUUCCAACUUUUUAGCAACAGCACCGGCAAGCAAAUGCCAAAUAGUAACACCGACUGAUUCAUUUCUCGUCUCCCACCAGCUAAUCCAUGCAUCUCCAUCCCCCCAGCAAUGGGUUGGUUGCUAACCAGAUGUCUGUGCAACUUCCAUCGAUCCGAAUCCGAUCAAAUCGUGCUGAUUUUGUUAAUACGCACAAAGUUCAUACCGUCAUUUUGCAGCAGGGGGCUGAAAUUUGGUCAAAUUCUUCCUGGAUUGGAAGUUGGAACCUCUGCUGAGGGUGCUCUAGGAGGAUUGCAACGAAGAGGAACAACACCGUACCACAGGUUGCAAUAAAUUGAGUGCAUCUGC
Messenger RNA from Linum trigynum, 2722 nucleotides. Lineage: Eukaryota; Viridiplantae; Streptophyta; Magnoliopsida; Malpighiales; Linaceae. The record is from the annotation of a GenBank genome assembly.